Molecule: messenger RNA, 952 nt
Organism: Cinara cedri
Lineage: Eukaryota; Metazoa; Arthropoda; Insecta; Hemiptera; Aphididae
Source: the annotation of a GenBank genome assembly
AUGGAUACAACUGCUAACGAAGCCGCUCAAGUGGUAGCAUUAAUGGAAUCAGGGAUGCGUCAAUGUGAUGUUGCACGGCAACUAAACUUGAGCCGUUUUGCCGUUCGACGAGUUUUCCAACGUUAUCAAGAGACUGGUGGCUUUAUCCGGAGGCAUGGAUCAGGCCGACAACGCUGCACAACGGACAGAGAUGAUCGUUUUAUUGUCUCGACGUCUUUGCGCAAUCGAUUUUCCAAUGCUGUAGAGCUUCAACAGCAACUCCGCGCAGCUCGCAGUACAACAGUAAGCACCUCUACGGUUAGGAGAAGGUUAGGAGAACAAAAAAUUGUGGCCCGCAGACCUGCUACCGGUCCGAAACUGACUGCACAGCACCGCAAAGAACAGUUACAUUUUGCCCGUGAACAUUUUAAUUGGACGCUUGACCAAUGGAAGACUGUGCUCUUUNGAGGAGACAGUGGAGUAUGGAGGUGGAUCAUGCAUGUUCUGGGGCGGCAUUUCCAUCGAUAGCAAGACCGAGCUUGUGUGCGUUUCCCGAACUGGUGGCGCUCGAGGACAAGGAUCGCUAACUUCUGAUCGAUACAUUACAGAGAUCUUAGAAGAGCAUGUGGUACCAUAUGCGGGUUUUGUUGGAGAUGGGUUUAUACUAAUGCACGACAAUGCUCGUUCCCACACCGCAUUAAUUGUAAAAAAUUAUACGGAAGAGGUUGGGAUCCCUGUUAUGAACUGGCCAGCGAGAAGUCCAGACCUAAACCCAAUUGAGCACCUCUGGGACGAAUUAAAACGAAGAGUGCGGUCACAUGAUCCUGCCCCAACAACCCUCCAAGAUCUUCAAUAUGCUGUUGUUGCGGAAUGGGUGAACAUUCCUCAAGAACGCAUCGUACGACUCAUAACUUCUAUGAAAGAUCGUAUGGAAGCAGUAAUUAAGGCAAGAGGAAGUAGCACUAGAUUUUAA